Messenger RNA from Penicilliopsis zonata CBS 506.65, 1374 nucleotides. RefSeq lists its product as hypothetical. Gene Ontology annotation, molecular function: metal ion transmembrane transporter activity. Gene Ontology annotation, cellular component: membrane. The coding region runs from base 1 to 1374 and encodes 457 amino acids. The transcript has 6 exons. The record is from RefSeq and is a predicted model, not a curated record. Gene Ontology annotation, biological process: metal ion transport; transmembrane transport. NCBI's taxonomy places the organism in Eukaryota, Fungi, Ascomycota, Eurotiomycetes, Eurotiales, Aspergillaceae.
AUGUCCGUCUUAUCCGACCCGUUCUCCCUUGCGCCGUAUCCAGAGGACUACUGGACCAGGAUCGAGUCGAGGAGAUGCUGUAAGGGUACUGGAGCGUCGUUUAAGGUGAAUUGUGUUGAUGUCGAUUCCGCUCAGCAGGCAACCACCACCGAAUUCAAGACGGUAGCAGAGCUGCAAUCGUACGCCAGUAUUAGUGAGGCAAAUAAGAGGAGAAGUUUCAAGACGAGAGUUAUAUCAAUCGACCAAGCAAACUCAUGGAGGCCUCUGAAUAUCACAAAAGAGAUGCUGGAGGAGGUCAUGAAAUUUGCUUUCAUUUCAGCCGAGUUUCUCGAAAUCGCCCUGUGCUUCUUCGAGAAAUCCGUCUCUCUUGAGGAGUCUUUCAGCAGUGCACCACUGUUCAAGUGCAAUGCAGACAGCAUCGAAAUUGCAUAUAUUUGCAAAUACGUUUUCUUCAAGCCUAACGACGAGGAAAAGGACCCUUGGUCUUUGCGCCAGACUGGCGUGUUCCAAAGAUAUGAUCUGAGAACGAAGCAAUCCACCUGGGUUUUUCUCCAUCCAACCAAGAAAUCCCUGUUCCAGACGCGGCUGGAGCAGAUCGUGACCUCGCAGCAGGAGUGCCUCAAGCUCCAGGCUCACCCUCUUCUCCUUCACAAUGUCCUACUGUCGACGGUCUUCCCGCAAUGGAGGGAGUGUCUGGCGUACUAUGAGCACAAAGUUUUGAGAUCGUCAACCUCGACAAUGACUGUACACGUCCAAGACUCGUUGCAGAUUGACCACCAGACGCUGAAGUCAGUCCGGUUCGUGGAGAAUCGUUGCCAGUCGUUUCAGACCAUCUUUCAUUCACUAGGGAAGCUGUUUGAAACGGUACGCAAAGCGAACAAUGCUUUACUCGGAGCAAGAAUCCUGGAACCCCCGGAAAAACAGGCCUUGGAUCAGUUGUUGGAUAACUACUUGACCCAUCUGGAUGCCUAUCGUCGAAAUGCGGCCUAUCUGCAAGGGUGGGCUGCGAGAACUGCGCAGCUGGUCAUCGACACACUUUCAUUGAUCAAUGCACGGACUGUGCAGGCGCAGAGCGAAUACAUGUUGAGCUUGACCAAGUCUGCUGUCGACGAUUCCACUGCUGUGCGAGUCAUCACAAUUGCGACCCUGAUCUACCUCCCUCCAACAUUCAUGGCAACGGUCCUCGGCAUGAAUCCGUUUUUCAACGAGGAUUCACAUAACAACCUUGUAGUAUCACAUCAAUUCUGGAUAUUCGUGGUGUGCUCCGUUCUGCUUACAGUGCUUACAGCGGCAGCAGUGCUGUAUUGGUGGAUAAGAAGGAGGAAGUUGUACGGUGGAUUUGGACAGGAUGACAAGGCAGCCCUUAGUGUUUGA